UGUUGGCUAGUGGAGCCAUUUACGCAACGCAACGCAGUUUGAAAAAAAAAGGUUAGCCAAAUAACAAUGGCGACCCAACCAGGCGGGCUCGGCGGAGGAAUAAGCAGCAGUCAGCCGAGUGGCAGCAGUGCCUCUCCGGGAUGGAGAAAGGACGGCACCCCCUCGGCCAAGUUCUGGGAGAGUCCAGACACGGUGGCACAACUGGAGGGUGUUCGGCUGUGGAUUGGGAAGCACUACAAGAAGUAUGUGCAGGCGGAUGCUCCAUCAGGCAGGGCGCUCGGCUCGCUGGUGGUCCAGCUGCUCCAGUUUCAGGAAGAGGCUUUUGGACGGCACGCCACCAACCCCUCACACACCAAACUACCCACGAGGUGUUUCAUGGACAUGGCACCAGGAGGCGCUCUCUGCCACAUCCUCGGCACCGUCUACAAGUUCAAGCUGGACCAGGGCUGGCGGAGGUUUGACCUGCAGAAUGCGUCUAGGAUGGAGCGGAACGUUGAGAUGUUUGUGGCGGUGGAGAAGGCUCUGCUUCAGAAUGGCUGCCUGGCGUGGCCCGUGGUGUAUCUGUCAGCGACUCUGGAUCAGCAGCUGGCCAGUCGGGUCAGUGACAUCAUCACUCGGCACCAGGGCUCUGUAACGGAGGACGCGGCUCAGGCCACUCAUCAUGUUUACCCCUCACUCAACACACAAGAGGAAGAUGAGUGGUUGAGGCCGGUGCUGAGGAGAGACAAACACGUGCUGGUGCACUGGGGAGCACACCCUGACAGUUACGACAGCUGGCUGCCUGGCAGUGACAUCGAGGCAGAGGUGGAAGAGGCACCCAGCGCUGGCCGCCAAUGGAAGGUGCAUGUGAAGUGGGCGCUGGAGUCGGACUCGUUUAACGAGUGGAUGAACGAGGAAGACUACGAGGUGGACGAGAGCGGCAAGAGCCUUAUCCAACGCCAACGCAUUUACACGCGCGACGAAGAGGAGCGAAAGACGAGUGGGAAGAAGAGAAGGCGGUCCCCCUCUCCUCAGCCGACGGAACCCAGGAAGAAAGGAUCAAAGAAAGGCUCUGGCUACUACAAGAGGCGUGGCCAACAGCAGGAGGAGGAGCCAGAGGAGGAUCUGACCAAAGACAUGGAGGACCCCACACCAGUUCCCAACAUGGAGGAAGUCAUACUGCCCAAGAAUGUGAACCUGAAGAAAGAUAGUGAGAACACCCCAGUCAAAGGAGGGACCAUGGCAGACCUGGAUGAUCAAGAAGACGAGUUUCUGUCUGGAGUCCGGGAUGAUGAGGAGGGGAAGUUGGAUUUGAGUGGAGGAGAGGAGACGGCAACCGAGCAGACACACCACAUCAUCAUUCCCAGCUAUACGGGCUGGUUCGACUACAACUGUAUCCAUCAGAUAGAGAGGAGGGCUCUGCCAGAGUUCUUUAACAGCAAGAACAAGUCCAAAACACCAGAGAUCUACCUGGCGUACCGUAACUUCAUGAUCGACACGUACCGCCUGAACCCUCAGGAGUACCUCUCCUCCACCUCCUGCAGACGCAACCUCACUGGAGACGUGUGCGCCAUCAUCAGGGUGCAUGCGUUGCUGGAGCAGUGGGGUCUGGUGAACUACCAGGUGGAGGCGGAGUCCCGCCCCCUUCCCAUGGGCCCGCCCCCAACCCCCCACUUCAACGUCCUAUCAGACGCCCCCAACGCACUCGUACCCCUACAACACAGACCCCUACAGGUGACUGCGUCCCAGCACAUGCUUCAUUUCCCCGAGAAGGGCCGAGAGAAGCCGUCAGACCUGCAGAACUUUGGACUCAGAACAGACAUCUACGCCAGAAAACACCCCAAGAGCAAAGGAGCCAGUGCAGGAAGAGAAUGGAUGGAACAGGAGACGCUACUACUGCUGGAGGCUCUAGAGAUGUAUAAGGACGACUGGAACAAGGUCUCGGAGCACGUUGGCAGCCGGACGCAGGACGAGUGUAUUCUGCACUUCCUGCGUCUGCCCAUCGAGGACCCGUACCUGGAGAACUCUGAGGCCUCAUUGGGCCCGCUUGCCUACCAGCCCGUGCCCUUCAGCCAAUCAGGAAACCCCGUCAUGAGCACCGUGGCGUUCCUGGCCUCCGUGGUGGAUCCACGCGUCGCGUCGGCCGCCGCUAAGGCAGCGCUCGAGGAGUUCUCUCGGGUUCGUGAGGAGAUGCCUGCAGACCUCCUGGACGCAAAAAAAACAGAGUCAUCAAGGAGCUUUGGAGCACAGCUCAAAACAGAUUCGGACAGAAUGGAUACAGAUACAGAACUGUCUGAAAAGGGUGAGGAGAGGGGUGAGGGGGAGUCGUCUGAGUCCACAGAAGCCGACCGUGUCAAGAGUGAGAGCUCGGAACAAGAGCUCAAUGACAAGGAGAGGAGACAGCACACACCAGGUGAGGAGGACGUUGUGAAGAGCGCAGAGCUGGAGGUGGUGGAGGCCAACAUCUCAACUGCAGCGGCAGCCGCACUCGCAUCAGCAGCCACUAAAGCCAAGCACCUGGCCGCAGUAGAGGAGCGUAAGAUCAAGUCUCUGGUGGCCUUGCUGGUGGAGACGCAGAUGAAGAAGCUGGAGAUCAAGCUGCGACACUUUGAGGAGCUGGAGACCAUCAUGGACCGAGAGAAGGAGGCCUUGGAGCAGCAGCGUCAGCAGCUGUUGACUGAGCGUCAGAACUUCCACCAGGAGCAGCUGAAGUACGCGGAGCUGAAGGCCCGACAGCAGAUAGAGGCCCAGGGACCAACACACACACCUUACAUGCAGCACGCAGGUCGUGUGAUUGGUGCAGGAGGGCCUGGUCAGAUGAUGGGACCUCGACAAGGAGGCGCUCCCAACGGCAUGUACCCGACGCCGCCCAUCGCACAGCCUGAUGGGAUAGCACCUGGUCCUGCAGGACCGCCCCACAUGCCGGGACGACCCCCCGCAGACAGCUGAACACACACACACACACACACACACACACACACACACACACACACACACACACACACACACACACACACUCACUCACUCACUCUGGGCCGACUCCCUGCUGAAGACACACACACAUACACACACACACACAGACACACCACUUUUCACACACACUCCCUGCCUACAACAAACAUGACUUGGCAGCACAGACGACUGUAUACUGUAUAACAGACUGCCAACCAGACAACAGUUUCAUAGCUUAGGUUGCGGUAACCCUCGCACAGAUUACAAAAAACACACACGCACACAAAUACGCACGCACAAACACACGGACACACACACACACACACACACACACACACACACACACACACACACACACACACACGGACACACACACACACAUACACACACGGACAACAACACAGGCAUACUGUAUACACAUACACACACACACACAUAUGCCCGGACACAAACACACACAUAUGUGCACACAAGUGCACACACACACAUUUUCAGUCUGGAAAGGGUAUCUGUGCUCAUCACUUGACACAAUGGGUCCACUAUUGGGAUGACUGGAUCUAUCCCAUCCUCCCUUGGCCACCUUUCUUCAGCCCAGUCUCAGCAUGGGGGUGCAUUUCUCGAAACGAUAGUUGCUUACUAUGUUAGCUACUUUGCUGUUUGCAAUACAAUUUUCCAUUGGCAACUACCCAAGUUUCUAACAGGCUAACAACUAUGCUUUCGAGAAAUGCACCCCAGGCAGUCAGUGAGCAAGUGAACACUGAAUCAGGGGUGCAUUUCUCGAAACCAUAGCUGCCAAUUACCUUAGCUAGUAGUAGCUACUUUGUUGUUUGCGACCCGAUUUCCCAUUGGCAACUACCCAAGUGGCUAACUGGGGUGCGUUUUUCUACAGCGUUAGCAACUUACUUGGUUGAUAUGCAAUUUUCCAUUGGCAAUGGCAACCUACUAAGUUGCUAACUGGUUAGCAACAAUGCUUUCAAGAAACGGGGUCCUGGCUAGCAACUACGCUUUCGAGAAACACACCUCUGAAAUCUUUACCUUUCUAAGGGAGAGAAGACAAAGCCGUUAAACAUUGUCGUCUACUGAUAUUGUGGAGUAGGAAGACUUCACUUCAGACAACAUCUCCAUCUUCAUUACAACUAUGCCCCCGUGGUCAGUCAGAUAUGUCUGGUGUCUUGUUUAUUAUUACUUUGUUCGUUUUUUUUAAAAGGAGACGCGUUGUGAUUUUUGUACCAGCGAUUUCUUCGGUGUCUGUUGAUGCGCGUCACGUUUUGAUAAAGGCUGUAUGUGCUCCCUCCUCGCAGGUUCAAAGUCCACCGUCAAAUAAAUGUUUUUGUAUGAA
Molecule: messenger RNA, 4270 nt
Organism: Engraulis encrasicolus (European anchovy)
Lineage: Eukaryota; Metazoa; Chordata; Actinopteri; Clupeiformes; Engraulidae
Gene: smarcc1b
Product: SWI/SNF related, matrix associated, actin dependent regulator of chromatin, subfamily c, member 1b
Exons: 28
Coding region: 67-2928 (953 amino acids)
Biological process (GO): positive regulation of DNA-templated transcription
Cellular component (GO): nBAF complex; SWI/SNF complex; npBAF complex
Molecular function (GO): nucleosomal DNA binding; histone binding
Source: RefSeq, a predicted model, not a curated record